UUAGAGAAUGAGAGGGAGAUAGAGAGAGAGGACAUCCUAAUGCGACAAGGGCUGCAGCUUGACUAAAUUGAGUGGCGCAGAAGGGGGGGAGACAGGAAACAGAGCGUGAGCGACGACAAACGGAGAUAGAGAGAGAGGGGAGAGAGAGAGAGCGAGGUAGAGAGAGAGGGAGGGACAACAAAGAUCUGUCAGAUGAGGCUAGAGACGCUUCUAUUAUCUGAAAAUCCCGUGUGGUCUCCUUUAUUACAGGGCGUUCUGAGCGGGCUGCAUCAGUGUGUCUCUUGCGCAUGAUCAGCCGUCUACACAUCCCUUCUGGCCGGAGUGAACCCACAUCUCAGCAUCUCUCCGCCAGCAGAGAGAAAGAAAUAAAAACGCUCGCUCUCCUCCGCUAAUUGAGGCACUGAUAAGCCACUUCUAAUUUCCUCCUGGUGUGGUGCAGAUCUGGUUCUGAUCCUGUUCGGUCCAGUUCUGAUCAGAGUGUGAGAAUGGGGCUUUUGCUGUUUCUGUUGAGCCUCAGCUCCUUAGCUCUGAGCUACGCUGUCGGCGGGCACGUGUGCAUAACGGGUCAUGACAGUGGACCAGUGUUUGAAGAGCAGCCCAGCAGUGUGGUCUACCCAGAGGGACUCAGUGAGGGCAAAGUCACUCUCAACUGCCAGGCUAGAGCCAGUCCUGCUGCUACGUACAGCUGGCGCGUCAAUGGUACAGACGUGCCUGUAGGUGACCCCCGGUACACGCUGGUAGCCGGUAACCUGGUGAUCAGCGGUCCCCAGUUCGGCCGUGAUGGAGGCUCCUACCAGUGUCUGGCCAUCAACCGCUGUGGCAGCAUACUCAGCCGGGCCGCCAACCUCAAAUUCGGCUACCUUCAUGACUUCCCUGGGGAAGGGAGGAGCCCACAGACGGCUUACGAGGGAGCAGGUGCCUUCCUGGCCUGCCAGCCCCCCGCCCACUACCCAGCUCUUUCCUACCGCUGGUUCGUUAGCGAGUUUCCUAGCUUCAUGAAGCCUGACGGGGGUCGGUGGUUCGUUUCCCAGGUAACGGGCAACUUGUACCUGGCCAAGGCGGAGCCUAACGAUACAGCAAGUUACUUCUGCUUCACCACCAUCAACAUGGACAUUAGCACCAAGAGUACCUUCAGCAAGGCUAACCAGCUCACCGUGCAGCCAAAUGCCAACGCCAGGAAGUCAGCUCCUGCMAUCAAAGUGGGUUUCCCAGCAGAGACGUAUGCCCUGACAGGACACACUACCCAGCUUGAAUGCUUCGCCUACGGAAAUCCCGUCCCAAAGCUCCGUUGGAGGAAGGUGGAUGGUCUGUUGCCGUCUAAGGCCGGGGCUAGUGCAGAGGGACCCAUCCUCACACUGCCUGAGAUGACCUUCCAUGAAGAGGGGGUGUAUGAGUGUGAGGCCUACAACUCUGAGGGCCGCGACACACAACAAGGACGCAUCACCGUGCAAGGUCCCUUCCCCGUAGCACAGGCCAGAGUGGGCUGCAGGACCGGGUGGAGGUCCACGGUGGGGUCGUCUGCAGAAAAGGUCUCAACCUGGCCCUGGAGGGAUUCUGGAUGUAUCAGUGUGUGGCCUGAGAACAAACACACGGACCCAUCUACUCCAAACGCCGAGCUGAGGGUGCAAGGUGAGUCCAGUCCCAGACUUUUCCGCUCCAACCCGGUGAGGAGGCUGUCCCAGCGAGCCCAGAGGAGGCACGGUGAUGAUGGAGUGUCGGCCCGCGAGAGCCGCCCCAAACCCCCCCUGUUCUGGAGCCGCGAUGCCACUAAGAUCACCUUGGCUCCCUCUAACGCUGACAUCAACCAGGGGGAGAACGUCACCCUGCAGUGUCACGCUUCACAUGACCCCACCAUGGACCUCACCUUCACCUGGGCUCUCAACGGAGCUCUGCUGGACCUGGAGGACCCCGGCGGACCGUACCACCGCGUGGAGGGGAAGGAGACCGUAGGUGACCUGUUGAUAGUGAGUGGUCAGCUGAGUCAGGCAGGUACAUACAGCUGUACAGCUCAGACCGUGGUGGACAGCGCCUCAGCCUCCGCUAAACUGGUGGUCAGAGGUCCCCCGGGACCUCCCGGCGGUUUGGUGGUGAAGAACGUUGCCGCGACGUCGGUGGAGUUGCGGUGGAGUCGUGGCUAUGACAACCACAGCCCCAUCGGGAAGUAUGUUAUCAUGGGUCACUCUCCGCUGUCUCCUGGUUGGAAGAGGAUGAGGACAGACCCAUCUAACAUUGAAGGCAAUGCGGAAUCGGCUCGUGUGGUUGGCCUGUUGCCCUGGAUGGACUAUGAGUUCCAGGUCAUCGCCAGUAACAUCCUGGGUAGUGGAGAGCCUAGCAUGUCCUCUCACACCGUACGCACCCAGCAAGCAGGUCCCACAGUUGCCCCUAGUGGACUAGGUGGAGGAGGAGGAGACCGCAACGAACUCAUCAUCACCUGGACCCCCAUGGCCAGAGAGUACCAGAAUGGAGAUGGCUUUGGCUACAUCCUGGCAUUCCGGAAGCGGAACACUCCGACAUGGGUGGUGGAGCGUGUUUCCAACGUGGAGUCGUCUCGCUAUGUGUACUCCAACCAGAGCCUGUCCCCCUACUGCCCGUUUGAGGUGAAGAUCAAAGCCUACAACCGUAAAGGAGAGGGUCCCUUCAGCCAGAUCGCCCUGGUGCACUCUGCAGAGGAGGAGCCCACGGUGGCGCCCUCGAGGAUCAACGCCACGGCUCUGACGGCAUUCGAGAUGCAGGUGUCGUGGGACCCGGUCCAACACCUCAGCGCCAAUGGCAUCCUCAGAGGUUACGAGAUCCGGUACUGGCGUCAGCAUGAGCGGGAGGCGUCUGCAGACCGUGUGCGUACAGCUGGGCUUGAGACCACGGCUCGCGUGGUGGGACUGAGACCCAGCACUCGGUACCAUGUUACCGUAAUGGCCUACAACAGCGCUGGCACUGGACCAGCCUCACCCAGAACCACUGUCACUACCAGGAGACCACCUCCUAAUCGUCCCCCUGGCAACGUGUCCUGGAAGACUGAUGGCUCAUGGGUAACUGUUAGGUGGGAUCAUGUCAAGACCCUGGACAAUGAAUCAGCCGUACUGGGUUACAAGGUCCUGUACAAGCACGAGGGCCAGUCUGCUCUGAAGGUUCUGGACAAGGGGAAGACGUCUGUGACCCUGCCCCUACCCAAAGACAAUGGCUACGUGGUCCUGGAGAUACGCUCCUGGGGGGAGGGGGGCGACGGAGCCGCUCAAGAGACCAUCGUCUCCCGAGACUCAGGAACUGGAAUGAUGGUGCAGAACCAGGCGGGAUCCCCAUGGUCCAAUCAUGCUCCUUUCCUGCUCACCGCCACACUCUCCAUCACUCUCAUUGGCUUACUGGACCUGUGAUCUACAACAAUCCCUGGACAUUAUGUUUCAUGGUCUAAGCCGAUUGGUCAAAUUCACCUAUCUGGAGUUUUGUUGGGGUGGGGUUAAGGGAUGAAUUUGAAUAGGUGGGGAGGGAUGUYUGGGGUAAUAUUUUGAAACAAGGGGGAUGGUGGGAGUUGUCAAAAUGACUAAUGGUUAUUUUAUUCUUUUUAUAAGAAAAUCAAAGAGGGUAAUUUUUUUAUGUGUGGGUCUGUGGGGUUUCAAGUGGGUCAGACUACCUGAUUGUCAGUUACAUUGGUGUCGUUAGAACCAUGCCUUAUGGGGAUAAGAGAGGCCUUUGUGCUUCACAGCAAUAUGUCACUCUCUCCAUGUCUCCUGGCUUUCCCUACUCUGCUAUAAACCCAAGGCUCACUGGCGUAUGUCACCCAAAUCAGCCUGUGUAUGUAGAGCAUCAUGUGUACAUACCAUAGAGAAUGAAAGAGGACUCUAGUGCRCAAAAGCACGUUUUAGCAUGGGCUGCGCAAUUGAGGACUUUCACCUUUCUGAAGUUGUCAAAUGGGUGGGACAUCCUAUGGGUUAAGGAAGGAUCACAUAAUUCCAUCCAGGUCCUCAGGAGGGAUCAGCCAAUGAAUUAUACUUGUGAUCAAACAUUCCGUAACUGCAGGUGGCAGUAAAUCGCCAACCUUCCCUUUAUACCUGUUUAAACAACACACUACCAGGUGGCAGUAUGCACCCUUUCAGUUUUUUUACCAACUCAUAGAAGUAGUAGUAGAAGAACAUGUACUACUUCAAAAUGGAGAUGGUCUCAAUGGCGCUGCCCGUGCGCUCACAGACACCAUAAUGGGACAGGUACAAUGAUGAGUCCUCUAUAAUUAUCUAUGGUACAUACAUACAGAACAGUAGACAACAUCUUUGGUUCCCUCAGACACUGACCAACUCAAACGUUUGUAUCUAGAAUAAGAUGAAGGGGGAUAAAACAGUGAUGUCAUAAAUCUCAUGAUUUUUGAGAAAGUCUACUUCAAAUGGAACUCACUGUAAAUAGAACGCUAACUUAGUCUACUGGUUUUUCUUAUGACACAGUCUGUUUAAAAUGGUCCAUUUUCUCUUUGGAUUUUCUGCCUGUGUAUUUGAUUGGUUGCUUUAUUAUUUGUUUGCGAUGGCAGCAUCAGGAUGAAUAACUUCAAUGGUCCAAAUGAAUGUUUACCUUUUUUAUUGUUUAUGUUUAGAUGAGAGAACUCAACUUGAUAAAGAGCUUCAUCAGUUCUUUCAACAGCAAAAAUACAAUGAAKGUGUGAUCACCAAGUACAGAGUUAUCGUUAGUAUUAUUAUUAAUGCACCAUUAUUCUGUCACCCUUUAUCUAUUAACUUUUAUGUAACAUGUCCUGUUGUUCAUUAACUGUUAAUCAUGCAACACACCUGCCAUAAAUACUGUCUGUCUGAGAAGGGUUCACAGCAAGGAUACGACAUCUAAGGAACAUACCGCAUAUGCUAGCUAAUCAUGAAGCCCCUGUGAUAUUGAUUUGGGUGUAAAGCAAAGAGAAUUCCCGCAAGCUAUUUAGAUGUUCCCGAUGUUUCCAGUUACAAUAGCAACAUGUCAACCACUGUCUUUGUCAAGUGUUAUGCCACUGUACAUUAAAACCGUGGCAGCUUUUGUACAGUGGGUCUUCUCCUAUAUUUUCCCAUCUGAUAACUCCUGCACCUAGAAAGUCUGUGGAAUGUAUGUUCAGUACAUUGAACUAUUGAUUUUGGGCGUAGCCAAGAAGUUCAAUGGUAAACUGCUGUUCCAACACAGUGUGUCUGUUCUCAAUAUAACUACUGUUAGAUACAUCUUAACGUGAAACAAGAUGGCAACUACUGUAUGUUGUCUAUUGUUGUUUUAUUCCAUUUCUGUUGGUCUGAACCAUAUAAAGGCAGGUUGGCCAGUAGCAGUACGUUUGUGCUGCUACAUGUUGUUCUAUGCAGUAGAACAGUUCUAGGAACCAAGAAGCUCUGCGGCACUCCAGGGUUUGUUAGUCAUCACUAAUUGUAAUUCUAUGAUUUCAAAACAUCUCAGGAGUGUAGGAAUCAAACAAUACCUUUUAUGGUUUGCAAGGGGUCUUUUUUUGUUAUUUGUAAAAUUCUGGGAGUUGAAAACGGUUUGUUGAGCAAGUGGUUGGAUGAUGGACCACUUGUUUUUUCCAGUGCUGUCUGCUAGCUACAUUUCACAUUUUAGGGCCAAAGCUGUAUAGAAGUUAUUGUUUGUUUUAAACAGACAUCAACUGAUUGUCAACAUCAGAAUGAGCUAGAUACAAACACACUGGAUAUGAAACAUUUUGAUGACAAUCUGUUAGUACAGCAACAACGCCACUAUACCCAGAGUACCCAGUUUUGACAGUCACGUUGUUUUCAUAAUACAUUGAUGUAUUCAACACCUGUCAGUUUUGAUGUUUCAGACCCGUAGUGUUGUUUUGAUUCCAGUGUGUGAAGCCACCCAAUCCUGUGCCUGACAGUGUUCAGGUCAUUUUUCUAUUGGAUCGGGACUGUUGCGUUUUAUAAACUGUUUUGGUAUGUUGAUCACUGUACCUUAAAAUAAAGAGGGCAGCUAAAAAAGAGAA
Messenger RNA from Salvelinus sp. IW2-2015, 5941 nucleotides. Lineage: Eukaryota; Metazoa; Chordata; Actinopteri; Salmoniformes; Salmonidae. The record is from RefSeq and is a predicted model, not a curated record.